Messenger RNA from Ostertagia ostertagi, 240 nucleotides. NCBI's taxonomy places the organism in Eukaryota, Metazoa, Nematoda, Chromadorea, Rhabditida, Trichostrongylidae. The record is from the annotation of a GenBank genome assembly.
AUGGGCCAAAAUUUGGAGGACAACAGUUGGAAUAUUUUUCUUCAUUUGAAACCGUUCCACCGUACUCGCAUCGUAUUAUGUGGAAUGCCGUCGAAUCACAAAUCGAUCCUGCGUAUAGUGCUCGACGCAGUCCUUGACGAGUUGUUCGGUAAAAGCCCUCGACUAGACCGCUCGACACUGCAUUCGAAUGUGUUUGUUGAUGAUUCGAUUCCCUCUUUGUUUCAGUUUGCUCUCCCCUGA